AAACGUCAGUAACUAUAACCUCGGUGAAGGAUGUUAAUUGCGAACACGUUUCCCGUUGUUGGAUCGUACAAAUAGACAACGGACGUGAUCGAUAAGGAGGACGAAAAAUGUGCGACUGCCCUGCAGACGGUGAUAAAAAGGUCUUGGAAACGGUGACGCUCUUCAGGAAAUGCCCAAAGCCAUAUCGUCCAGGGAAAGACAUAACCGAACCAUGGAGCUGCGACACAAUUUCGAACAAGGAUGCAUAUAGUCCCGUGGAUUCUUCGCAAUCGGGCCUUGGAUAUACCGUUUGCGCCUCACCGAAAGGAUCGCAGUCGAUCUCGAGCAGCUUUACCAGUUCCUCCAAAGUGUACAAGUUCGUCAGUCCUCGAGAAUGCGAGUGUCUCGGAGAAGUCGAAGAAGAAGCUUGGAAGCCACCGAUUUUCUCGUUCGAGCCUUGCAUCGACGAAGAGGAGGUUGAAGGGAUACCGGAUGUCGAAUGCACGCUGGCGAUCAUAAAACCGGAAGCAGUAGUUUACAGGAAACAAAUCGAGCGACGUAUAUUCGAGGAGGGUUUCGAGGUUCACCAAACGCGAUGGCUGCAGCUCACGCCGGAACAGGUGUCUGAGUUUUACUCGGAUAAGUAUGGACAGCUGAACUUUGCUCAUCUCGUUGCCUACAUGGCAUCCGGUCCCAUAAUCGUUCACGUUUUGGCUAAGCGACGUGCAGUUCAAGAGUGGAGAUUGCUCAUAGGGCCAACGAAAGUCGUGGAAGCUCGUUUAUAUUAUCCCGAAAGUAUAAGAGCAAGAUACGGUAGAAGAGGCGAGGAUUUUAAAAAUGCCGUUCAUGGAAGUAACACUCGAGAAGAGGCGGAAAAGGAAAUUCAUUUCUUCUUUCCCGAAUCGAUAAUCGAACCCGUGUUGAAAGAUCAAGUAGCAGUGGAUUAUCUAUGGGAAGUACUUAAUCCCGUAUUGGUGGAAGCUCUGUCUACGGUAAAACGAACAAUUUGUAGUCUUUUAUUUCAUCGAACUUCGAUAAUCGAGAUGAAAGUAACGGCUUGCGAACAUUUUGUUACACAGUGUUGCAAAUUAAAGCCUGCAGACCCUAUCCUAUGGCUUGCCAAUUGGUUGAUCACGAACAAUCCUAAUAAACCAAAGUUACCCGAAGAUCUCGCCAUGAUCCACUCAUGAAUAUCAAAAUUUAUGC
This is a messenger RNA of Eufriesea mexicana, 1185 nucleotides long. Its product is annotated as nucleoside diphosphate kinase homolog 5. The record is from RefSeq and is a predicted model, not a curated record. Lineage: Eukaryota; Metazoa; Arthropoda; Insecta; Hymenoptera; Apidae. Gene Ontology annotation, cellular component: cilium. Gene Ontology annotation, molecular function: nucleoside diphosphate kinase activity. Gene Ontology annotation, biological process: CTP biosynthetic process; negative regulation of oxidative stress-induced intrinsic apoptotic signaling pathway; GTP biosynthetic process.